This is a messenger RNA of Saccoglossus kowalevskii, 2338 nucleotides long. Its product is annotated as four-jointed box. Gene Ontology annotation, biological process: cell-cell signaling. NCBI's taxonomy places the organism in Eukaryota, Metazoa, Hemichordata, Enteropneusta, Harrimaniidae. The record is from RefSeq and is a predicted model, not a curated record.
AUGAGGUACAUGUUACUACCAGUGCUACGGCGUAUAACCCUAUUUAGAACUUUUGUAAUUUUAACAAUAACAACAACACUGUUUAUCGUUCUAUCACGGUGUUUGCAUCGCCAAAUAUUGCGUCCACGGAAGACAUUCGACUUUACAGUAGGAAUAACACAGUCCGCCAUCACGACACCGUUCGUCAUAGAUGAUGAAUCGACGCAAAUAGUCAAAGCCUAUGAAACACUACUACCCGUUCAAGCUGGCAGCGAAGCGGCAUGGUCAGUUGACAGUACCUUGGACUUAAUAUUUGAUCCAAGGUCAUGUGACAACCAGAUAGGAAAAGAAACCAGUGUGAAUACCGACAAGGGACGAAGCGUGGUUAUAAAUAAUCUCACUGUAGUCAAAGAUGGAAUAUAUUGGUCUGAAGAACUGGAGAGACUGCUACCAGCUGGACCUUCAGCUGAACAUAUAUACAAUGUAUCGUCACGGCUGCAAUUCAACUCUAACUUCACUGUGACACACAUGAAGGAGCGUGUUUGUAGUCACUGGGCCUCGCCUGAAAACGCCCAAAUUACCAUGAAGGACGGUAGUAAGUGGUGUGCUCGGUAUAAAACCCCGUGUUUUAUCUUAGGUGAAGUUAUGGCUUACUAUUUUUCACUGUUGAUGUGCAUCAAUCAUAUCCCUCCUGUCAUUGUAACCAAACCAAACCCGACCACUCCACAAUGGGGGUUAGAAGCAGUGAAGGAAUACCUGAACAACCAUUAUUGGAUACCGAGUGGACUGGUAACCUUAACAAAAUGGAUCCCGGAACUCCAUGCCACCUAUGUGCCGAAUAUCAUGAAGACUGGCGAUCGCUUCCUGCACGUAGACAACCCGAUGUUCAGUGGACUGACGCAACAACAGUUUUUGGAUUUAAUGGAAUAUAGUGACGCUACUAUUUUAGAUUAUUUACUAGCUGAAACUGACAGGGUGCUUUAUGCCGCUAGACAUAAUUUUACUGAUUAUGACGACAACAACAUGGAGAUACAUAACAUGUUUGCUGAUGGGAAUGGAAAUCAUUGGUUUCUUGACAACGAAAUGGCGUUCUUCUGGGGCCAAGCAAUACAGCAUCCAAAGUACGCCCCUCUUAUUGAAAUGCUGAAAUCCGUCUGUAUAUUUAAACGACGAACUGUUGUCAUGGUUACGAAACUAUAUCACCACAAGAACGUUCCGCACCUACUGUGGGAAAUAGUGAACGAACAUCUGGGUGGUUUGGAUUUAGUGUGGAGUUCUCAGUUGCCGAUGACUUGUAGGCGAUAUGGUAAACGGUACACCAUCGAUUGGGCUAGGACACUAACAAAGAGAAUCGGGCAUGUAUAUACAUGGAUUACGCGAUGUUCGACUGUUGGCUACAAAUCACUGCUACAGGAAAUACACUCAAAUCACGUCAUUACACACAAAAUGGGAGUCUUAAUAUCAGACAGUAAUUAGUCUUCCGUGAUAUGUUGUCAUGGUCACAGCAGAAUAAGGCGAUCCCCUCAGAAAACAGAUUCAAACUGGCCCCAUCAGACGCAUCUAGUUCCAGGAAGGAACUUCUGUUGAUAUAUCAGUGGAUUAUAUUGGGGAUACGAAUCUAAAACUGUCAUGGAAUGACUUCUCGGCUUUAUAGCUACUAAAAUUAUGAUGGAAAAACUGAUAAUAAUAAAUAAUGAACCACAUGAACUAUGAUAAAAGUUCUUUUCAUUUUAUUAUUGAGAUACUUCAAACAUCAACACUGAAGUGACGUCGUAAAGCAAAUUACAUUAUUUUUAUUGUAUUUAUUAUAUACAUUACAAAGUUACACACAGAAAGGAGUCAAUAGUAUACUAUAAAGGGAACUCUACAAUAUGUACGAAAUUACAUUUCCUGUCUCACAAAAAAAAAACAAUAAGGAAAUAGAUGUAUAGUUCCAUAAAAUUAUUAAAAUUGAUAGAAACGGUAAUGGAUAGAAACGGUAAAAUUGAAGAUGACCAUAUUAGCAUGCGAUAAAUAUGACCGUUAACAAGAAAGCCCUAUUGUGUUCAUUAUGCUCCUUUUGUGAAGAGGUUAGUGAAGACUACUUUCACUUAUUUUGGGAUUGUAAAUUUACAAGUUUUGGAACUCAGUUAGAAAAUGGUUGUUCUCGUUCACAGAAUUCUGUUUCUCAUUGAGUGCCACAAAAUGUAUUCCGGGAGAUAUUGAUGAGAAUGAUAAUCCAAUGCUUAACUAUGUCCUAUGGGGGCAUUUUUGUUAAAUUAUGAUCUGUAAUUGUUUUGUUUUAUGUUGUUUUUGUCUGUAAUCUAUCAUUGUAAUUUUUGCAUAUGAGUUAAUAAAAAAAAACCUAACCUAGAAUAAA